AUGGGGUUGGCUCAGCUCAUUGAGCGCGCAAAGCUCCCUUAUGUCUCACAAUGGAUUAAUGAGGAUAUUCGACCUGUAGAGUCUGCCAGGCGAACAUGGGGCUUCUGGACAUUUCAUAAUUACUGGUUGCUGAUCAAUUGUAACAUUGCAACCUUCCUGACAGGGAGUGCGCUCAUCCCGUUGGGCCUGAACUGGUGGCAGGCCAUUAUUGCUAUUGUUGUUGGAAACAUUCUUGCCACCACCGCGAUUGUCAUCAGCUCGCUUGCGGGUGCCUAUUAUCAUAUUGGCUUCUCCGUUUACAGUCGUGCUGUCUGGGGCAUGUGGGGAUCCCAGUUUGCCAUUUGGAAUCGCAUAUUCUUGUGUCUUGGUAUGGCCCAUCUCUUUCCAUAUAACAUGCAGUACGGAUUCCAGUCAUGGGUUGGCGGCCAGUGCUUUGAGCUCAUCCUGCUCUCGUGGGAUCCCAAAUACGAGGAUCGCAUCCCCAACCACAUGCCUGCUUCGACGGGCAUGACGACGGCCCAGUUUGUGUCUUACAUCAUCUUCUUCGUCAUCAGUCUUCCGUUUGUGUGGAUCAAGCCGCAUCGCCUGCAGAAAUUCUUCUAUAUCGCUUGCGUCGUGACCAUGAUUUUCUUUAUCGUCCUCCUGAUCUGGGCCCUGGCAACCAUGGGCAGUGCGGGCUUUGGCGACACCCUGGACUCGGGAACCACCCUUCCCAACACGGGCGGCCCAGGCAGUGUCGCCUGGCUGAUGGUGUAUGGCAUCAUGUCCACGAUUGGCUCGAUUGCUGCCGGCAUCUUGAACCAGAACGACUUUGCGCGUCUGUCCAGGAAGCCCAUGGACGCCGUCUGGGGCCAGCUUCUCCCGUACGGCCUCUACAGCAUCUUCACCUCCGUCAUCGGCAUCCUUGUUGUCGCGGCCACGCAGAAGCGAUUCGACGGCGAGGCCGUCUGGAACCCGCCGACCAUCUUUGUUCGCCUAUUGGAGAAGGACAACAGCCCUGGCACGCGCGCCGCGCUUUUCUUCGCCGGCGUUGCCCUGUGCAUCUCCCAAAUUGGCAGCAAUGUCCCCGGAAAUGCCCUGGCUGGCGGAAUCGAUCUGUCGUCCGUGUUUCCCCGGUACAUCAACAUUCGCAGGGGUGCCUACAUCACGGUUCUUCUCAGCCCGGUAGUCAACCCCUGGCAGCUGGUCAACACGGCCACGACGUUCCUGUCGGUCCUGUCCAGCUACGGCGUCUUCCUUGCGCCAAUGACGGGCAUGAUGUUUGCCAACUAUGUCAUUGUGAAUAAGCGAAAGGUCAAGGUCGACGACUUGUACCAUGGCCACAGCGGCAGCAUCUACUGGUACAGUUACGGCGUUAAUUUCCGCGCCCCCAUUGCGUGGGCGGUGGGAGUUGCUCCAACUUUGCCUGGCUUUAUCGCGGCCGUUAAUUUAUCCGUGUCGCUGCCUGCUGGCAUGACGGAGCUCUACUACAUCAACUACCUGUACGGCUUCGUGUCCAGUGCCGUCGUCUACUCGGUCCUUCACUGGAUCUUCCCUGCCAAGGCGGUCGACGACUUCGUCAGGACAGCUCCGACGGCGAGGGAAGUCCAACAGUACUACACAGACCGCUGGGAGGUGGAUCUGGCCCAGGCGAGCCAUCGUCCCCUUUUGCCUGUUGGCCGAUGCUACAUGCAUGAUGCUGCUGCAUCCGGCCCUCCACAGCUUCGUUUCGUCCCAGCCAGCUGCAGAUAUACCCAAUCUCCCUUACUUACGGAGUCUCCGAAUGCUAAAACCGUCGUCGCAGGUCUCUUCUGCAAGAGCAGGGGACUGACGUGCAAAUCUUCGCCUACUCCUGAUGAGAUAUCAUCUCAACAAGAGAGCGCCGCCGACAGUACCACUGAGAAUGGAGCCUCUGAUGCUGAGCUCGUCACACCUCCAGCCAUAGACUCUUCGCCGAGUCUAGCACGCCGUAGCGUCUCGCACUCCAGUCCGGCAGACACGAUCCAGUCGUCUGCAGGCCUGAGUGCCGCUGGUGAUUUGAGUCUGGAACAGCAGUCCUCUGGUUCCGCCGCCGUGGUACAUCAAGGCCUGGUUCGCCAGUCUUCAGAUGGCUUGGACCAACCCUCAUAUGGUGUCUCUCCUCCGGUCCCUAUUCUAUCAAACGGUCCUCUCCACACUCUCGAGGACAACUUCAAUAGGACCGCUCACUCCAUGGGGCCCUCGGCUGAGCAAGAUACCUACCUCUUGGAUGCCUUUAGGUGUCUCAUUAUAAGUGAGAACGAUGAGAUUGAUGCCAACAUCAUCCAGGUUUAUCCAGGAGGUCCUUCGGCAGACGAUCGUCCCGUCCACUUUUUGCUCUUGGAGAAUGAAAAUCCUGACUUCACCAAUGAGGCAAAGCAAAGUGCAUCGGAUGGGACUGAGAGGCUGGUGUGGCCUUAUGGUGAACGUUUAAUACGCUUAUACUUCAAGCACGUUCAUCCCAUAUACCCUGUUGUCACCAAGGGCCGCUUCCUUGCCCAGUAUAAAAGCAAUCGGAUGAAGAUUCCCGCGUCAUUGCGCGGUGCAAUAUACGGCCUGGCAUGCGUCUUCUGGGACCGCGACCCUACCAUCAAGGAGGCCUGUCCUUUCCAGCAGCAUCAAUGCAUAGAUCACGCUCAUGAGGCGCUCAGGCGUGAGCAUGAGAAUCCUACUCUCUUCAGCCUACAAGCAGGCCUUUUGCUCCAUCACAUCACGCCUCCCGACGUCGACAGUGUUGAGACGCCAAGUAUGUGGACAAUGACGGCACAAACCACUGCGUGUGCCCAAACGAUAGGCCUUCAUCAAGACCCUACUCGAUGGAGCAUUGAGGAUUGGGAGAAGAGAGUGAGAAAGAAGCUCUGGUGGGCGGUAUACGCUGCCGACUGUUGGUCUGCAAUCUGCCACGGGAAUCCUCCACACAUAAGCCCAACCACAUUCAGCACACUCCCACCUGACAUGGACGAUAUUCGAGCCGAUGAGACUGUCCCUGAGGAUUUGCGAUACUUGGUUGAGCCCGAGGACGCCGUCUUCCAAGCUUCAGUUGGAGCUCGAUUUUUGCAGUUUAUAAAUCUGACCAUUGUUCUGAGGGACGUGUUGGAUUGUGCCUUUCAAGUUCGACCCAAUCCAUCAACCCUCGCCGAAAGAACAAUGCAACUCGUCAUGAUGAGAGAAAAAUUCAAUGAUUGGCAUAGCCUGCUGCCACAAUGCCUCGCUCUUGGUCCCGAAAGAGGCCCAGACACAAUCAGCAACUGCCCCCUGCACCUCACAUACUACGCCACUCAGGCCCUCUUAUACCGAGGCCUAAUGUAUCCUGCUACCAGAGUGGCCAAAGCCAAUCCUGAAUCAAACCUUCGCAAAUGGUUCGUCUCUGCUCUGACCGAGUUUCGAGGCUUUGUGGACUUUUUCAACUCUAUUACUGAGGAAGAUUUGCGCGGUUUUUGGUGUCGUCGUGAGUUUUUAUGCUCGGUCUCAAUUUAUCUUACACACAUUGCGGCUGCGUACCAGCUCCUGCAAGAGUUCCACCAAUCUCUAAAGCGCCUCGGGGAAACCUCCCACAAGCCCGGGAGACUUUUGAUCAGACCUGCCAGGCUCAGGCUGGAUUCCUUCUUCCGCCAGGCCGCCACAAUUCUCCGCGGGAGUGAGGCACCCGUCAUUUAG
Messenger RNA from Trichoderma harzianum CBS 226.95, 3654 nucleotides. RefSeq lists its product as hypothetical. The record is from RefSeq and is a predicted model, not a curated record. Gene Ontology annotation, biological process: transmembrane transport; nucleobase transport; DNA-templated transcription. Gene Ontology annotation, cellular component: plasma membrane. The transcript is spliced from 12 exons. Bases 1 to 3654 code for a protein of 1217 amino acids. NCBI's taxonomy places the organism in Eukaryota, Fungi, Ascomycota, Sordariomycetes, Hypocreales, Hypocreaceae. Gene Ontology annotation, molecular function: DNA binding; zinc ion binding; nucleobase transmembrane transporter activity.